Candida dubliniensis CD36 is the source of this 1194-nucleotide messenger RNA. It is a transcript of the gene PTH2, whose product is annotated as Pth2p. Lineage: Eukaryota; Fungi; Ascomycota; Pichiomycetes; Serinales; Debaryomycetaceae. Gene Ontology annotation, molecular function: DNA binding. The coding region runs from base 1 to 1194 and encodes 397 amino acids. The record is from RefSeq and is a predicted model, not a curated record. The transcript has a single exon.
AUGUUAAUCAUCUCGGAAUUCAAUCCUCAAUUAAUGCAUUCGGACGAUUCCGAAGAUGAUUAUGAUCAUCAAUCCAACCACAGAAACUCUUCUAAUGGAGCCACCACCAUAAAUCAAAUAAUCACCUACAAAGGACAGAUUUCUUCUCUUAAUGAUGCUUUGUUAAUUAUUGAGGCAUGUCGAUUGCAGAAAUUACCCAUGGUGACACGAAGAUUGACUGGCAUUGAACGAAAUAAAUUUAUUAAGCCCAACACCGUAUUUGUGUGGAACGAAACUCAAUGUGGUAUGAAACGAUGGACCGAUGGCAGGUUAUGGUCGGCAUCGAAAGUUUACAAUGGGAAUUUUUUGGUCUAUAAACAAUUGAAUAAAAAGACUAAACGUGAACAAGAAGAAGAGGAAUCAGGUGGGCAAGGAUUAGUUAAACAAUCGUUUUCAGUGGUGACCAAAGAUCAUCAGCGAUACCAUUUAAUUAGUUAUUAUGAAAACAUUCCUGGGACUUUUAGACCAAGACUGGCCUCCAAACAAGCAACUACAAUCAAUAUACCAAGUCAGGAUUCGAAAGUUUGCCAUUUAGACCUUUCAAAUACCGUAUAUCCUGAUAGUUUAUUGAAUAGUGUUUAUAAAAGAAAACACCAACAACAACAGUAUGAACAGAAAUUAGAACAACUCCGUCAACAGAGUCAUUCACCAGCAAUACUAUCCAACAACAACAACAACAACAACAACAACAACAACAACAAUAACCCAGUACAUCAAGAGUCUUACCCUAGUCCCGGUAUCAACUCCAACUUGUAUUCACCCAUGCAUCAAACUGCAACUUAUUGCAAAUCGUCAUCCAGCUUGUCCAGCUCUUCCAGAUCUUCUAGUUCUUCACGUUCCUCCAAUUCUUCAUCUAGCAACAUAACUUCACAACGGACGACUCAAUCUUCAUCACCAUUACCAAUGUCAUCACUAAAUACUAAAUCUGCAGCUUAUUUUACCUCGUCUGGCCAUAACCAUGCUGCUUUUGCAUUACAGAGAGCUAGCCCUCAGAAUCAUCUACAACGCCCUCAUAAUACAUUGACUUUACAGCCAUUGUCUAAAAUCUCCCAACUCUCACAAACACCGACAUUAGGAAACAACAAUAAUACUGGUAUUAUCAAUGAUUAUGAUAGUCGCACCGUUAGUGUAUUGAACAAGACCUGGUUAAAAUAG